AUGGUCCCGGACUCUUCACGUGCGGAAAUUUUUUUAAUGAGAGCAAUGGAAUUCGCAUUCGAACAAGGUUUAGGUGCUGAUGAUCCUGUUGUCAUAGAUAUUUGGUUACGUCUAGCUUACAAUCAUGUUUGGGUGGGAAAAUUGGACGAGUCUAUUACUAUUUAUCGGUCAGUAUUGGAGACAUUAGUGAAGUCAGGAAAAGAGGAAAAUUUGAAAAGGUCAAUCGAUGUCGCCAAGAAGAUAGGCGAUUUAUACGUCAAGGUUCAGGAAUUCGAUAUCGCGGAAAAAUACUUUUGUUGGGCAAUCAAGAUGUCACAAGGGGAUUGUGCUCAAUUGAUUAAGGAGCACACCAAUUUUGUCGAAGAACACCCAUCCGGACAAAAGAAAUACGAUCUAGCAUUACCAUUAUACUUGGGAGUACUGAAAAUGAUACGAUCAAGGCCAAAAGAUUCUGUUAUGCAAUCGAAAGUAGAAACCAAAGUAAAAGAUAUUAGUGAACACGGUGGUCAAGAAAUUUCUUGGAAUUGUUUGGAGGCUAUUAUAAUGGGGCAUAUAGGUGAGGUGUUUUACGGUCUCGGGAAGAGAGAGGAAGCUUUAGGUUGGAUGCAACGAGGUUUAAAUGUUGCUAGAGAUGGAAGUGGCAUUAGAGAUUGUGAUGAAUGCGCAGGUGCGAUUCUUUAUAAUUUAGGACUAAUUUACGAGAAAGAUGGAAAAACAGAAACCGCCAUUUCUUUACUCAAUCAAGCAAUGGGAUUUGCCGAAAAAGCUCAAGAUUUAAGAGGAAUUGAAGACUGCACA
This is a messenger RNA of Acaulospora colombiana, 798 nucleotides long. NCBI's taxonomy places the organism in Eukaryota, Fungi, Glomeromycota, Glomeromycetes, Diversisporales, Acaulosporaceae. The record is from the annotation of a GenBank genome assembly.